Messenger RNA from Hylaeus volcanicus, 1476 nucleotides. Its product is annotated as actin, indirect flight muscle-like. NCBI's taxonomy places the organism in Eukaryota, Metazoa, Arthropoda, Insecta, Hymenoptera, Colletidae. Gene Ontology annotation, biological process: mitotic cytokinesis. The coding region runs from base 13 to 786 and encodes 257 amino acids. The transcript has a single exon. The record is from RefSeq and is a predicted model, not a curated record.
AACCGUGAGAAGAUGACCCAAAUCAUGUUCGAAACCUUCAACAGCCCCGCCAUGUACGUCGCCAUUCAGGCCGUGCUCUCCCUGUACGCUUCCGGUCGUACCACCGGUAUCGUCUUGGACUCUGGCGAUGGUGUCUCCCACACCGUACCCAUCUACGAAGGUUACGCUCUUCCCCAUGCCAUCCUCCGUCUGGACUUGGCCGGCCGCGACUUGACCGACUACCUCAUGAAGAUCCUCACCGAGAGAGGCUACAGCUUCACCACCACGGCCGAGCGUGAAAUCGUCCGCGACAUCAAGGAGAAACUCUGCUACGUCGCCCUGGACUUCGAACAGGAAAUGGCCACCGCGGCCGCCAGCACCUCCCUCGAGAAGAGCUACGAGUUGCCCGAUGGACAGGUCAUCACCAUCGGUAACGAGAGGUUCCGUUGCCCCGAAGCUCUCUUCCAACCGUCCUUCUUGGGUAUGGAAUCCUGCGGUAUCCACGAGACCGUGUACAACUCCAUCAUGAAGUGCGACGUCGACAUCCGUAAGGACCUCUACGCCAACAACGUUCUGUCCGGUGGUACCACCAUGUACCCCGGUAUCGCUGACCGUAUGCAGAAGGAAAUCACCGCCCUCGCCCCGUCGACCAUCAAGAUCAAGAUCAUCGCUCCCCCCGAGAGGAAGUACUCCGUAUGGAUCGGUGGAUCCAUCCUGGCCUCUCUGUCCACCUUCCAACAGAUGUGGAUCUCCAAGCAGGAGUACGACGAAUCAGGCCCCGGCAUUGUCCACCGCAAGUGCUUCUAAGCACAUCGUCGAGGGAUCAUCGACGUCGCACGAACACCGAACAAACAUCACUCGAUCUCAAGGGAACCGAGCGUACCAUCAGUUGGUUUCCCUUGCGCGAAACGUCAUGCUGCAAUAAAGGAGCGUUGUUGGAAUAUCACCGAAUCCGGAUCAUCAUCAGAUCUCAUCGAAUAUUCAUCGUCGUGGUCAUGCCCGUCGUUGCGCAAGAAGCGACGGUGUGGCUGAUCGCAUAUCGUUGAUCCGAAUAGCCCUUUGACGGGUAAUGAGGAUCGCUUUCAUCUGUCACUUCAUCACGAUCGAGGAAGUCGGCGAAGGUGUUGGUUCUCGUUACAGAGCUCGCUCGUGGAUGGCCGUGUCUUGUUGUGUAUCGUUAGCGGGCCUCGUUAUCGAUACGGCUACCAAAUGCACCUUUCGACCGUGAAAGGGACACUCUGGACCGACGCGGAGGGAAACAGGAUCUUCGACGGGAUUGGACCAACUUCGAGGAAAGCUGCGCUUAUUUCACUGUCACGCGAGACACCCGCACCUCCGAUAAAUUUCUUAAUCUUUCUAUACUUAGCCUGCUAAUCGAAGCAAUGUUACCAUCGAUACACUUCUAUCUUAAUUUAUUUUGUAAAUAUUAUACACUAUAUUGCUAUAUUGUUAUACGAUAUCAAACUGAAAUUAAAUAUACAUUGUCUCAUACCAUUA